AUCUGUGUCUGUCUGUAACAUGUAGUGACGUCGCUCUGCAUCACACCGUGAGAGGAGCUGAUGCUGAGGAGGAAAUAUAGGACAACAGGAGGAGGAGGAGGAGGAAGAGGAGGAGGGUCUGCAGAUAACAAAUCAUAAAGAGACCCAACAGAGAGCUGCAGCAGACUGAGCUGCACCAUCUGCAUCCAGCACCAGUCGUGUCUCAGCUCCAGCAGGAUGAAGGGGUUGCAGCAGCUCAGCCUGCCCGGAGCGUGAGGAGCCUUCCUGGGCUCCGUCUGCCUCGUCCUCCCCCCUCCUCACCGCUCUGUGUGGAGCUCUGAUCCUUCAUCUGUCCGUCCGUCAGUCUGCAGCAUCUCUCCAUCAUCAGCUGUAAUCAUGGAUGGACUCCGCCUGCCGCCCGUCAUCGAGGAGGUCCUUGAUCCAUCCGACGAGCUGUGCGAGCUGAAGGUGGAGAAGCCGAUCAUGUUGGCAGAAACUCUGACGGCCAAAGAGAGGGAGUCCAUGGAGGAGAAGGAGGAGACGGUGGGAGACGGAGAGAAAGGCCAACAGGAGGAAGAGAAGGAGGUGACGGAGGAGAAGGAGGAAGAAGAGCCGGAAGGAGGAGGAGGAGGAGGAGAAGGGAAGGAUGAAGAGGAGGAGCUGGAGGAGCUGAGAGCUCAGGUGUUUCAGCUGCUGCUGGAGGUGGAGGAGGCCAGAGAGAUUUCACAAAGACACGAGGAGAGUUUCCUGGAGCUGCAGGGUCUGUUAGAGGAUGAGCGACUGGCGAGUGCUCAUCAGGCGGAGAGUUUCACCAGACAGAUCCAGAGGCUGCAAGCUCAGCUCCGGUCGGUGCAGGAGGAGAUGGACAGUCUGGAGGAGGAGAAGGAGAGCGAACUAGAGGAGGUGCAGGAGGAGCUCCGAUCUGCUCAGGAGGAGGUGCUGAUGCUGCAGCAGGCGGCUGAGGAGGCGGCAGCAGAGAGGGAGAACGACAUUGCCUCCCUGCAGGAGGAGCUGUGUCGGCUGCGGGCUGAGCUGCAGCGCCUCCAUGCCACGGCGCAGGAGUACGAGCUGGAGAUCACCACGCUGAGGGCGGAGAUCAGCAUGAAGAGCAACAACACAGGUGAUGUGAGUCACUUAAAGGACGAGUUCAUCUCUCUGACCGAUGAACGUCAGUUUCUGGACGACGACAACAAAGACCUGAGCAGCAAAGUGGAGAAGCUACAGAAGAAACAAGACAUGUGUGAUGACGUCUACCUGGCCGUCACUGACACUGAGCGUGAGCAGGUGAAGGCCGACUCUUACAUCACUCUGUCUCAGUCCAGUCCUGAGCAACAGGACAGACCCCCGGAGGAUGAGGAGAAGGUCUGCAGCUCAGAGCUCAACAUCCUGAAGGUCCAGCUGAGACGAGCAGAGGACACGGCUCACAGAGUCCAGACUGAGUGUGACAGUCUGAAGGUGGAGCUGGUGGACCUGCAGCAGCUGUACGACAGCAGCCAGCGGGAGCGAGCGGCGCUGGAACAGGAGCUGCAGCGCUGCAAGGCCGAGCUACAGAAACUGGUGGGCAGGAAGUCACAGAACUGCACUGGUGCGUCUGAGCCCCCUGUUCUCUCCAUCCCCUUCAUAGGAAUGAUUGUUAUAGUGGCCUUGAUUUGGUGCUGGUGGGAGGAGCUGGCGUCCUAGAAGGGACCAGCAGAGAGACACUGAAGGCUGGAACCUGGCGGUGGCAGCGGUUGCCAUGGCAGCCAUUGUAGUUCUGGUCGUCCCCAGCUUCACCAGGGCCUGAGGACUACACGGGAAGUGACCUCACCAUGAACUCUGGGAUUGUGGGAUUGCCGUCACCCAUCCUGCGCCGCCCUCAUACAUGUUGCUGUCCUGCUUGUCGCAUCGCUGAGACGUUUUCACCAGAAGGCCUCCGACGCCAAUGAGUUCUGGAAGGAAAAGCAAUAAGAUUGUUGAAUUUACUUAAAGACUCUGAACUCCUGCAGGUCGUCGAUCAAACAUCCACCAUCAUGAUCCAAGAGUCCAACUGGGAGCUCUGGUUUUGAAUUAAUUUAUUAGUUUUCCAUUGAUUUAAAAAAAAAUGAUCUGGGGUGGAUCAUUAUAAACUGUUUGUCUCCUUGCAUGGUGGAAGAAGUACUCUGAUCUUUACCGAAAUAAAAGUACUCAUACCACAGUGUAAAAAUACUUAGUUACAAAUCCUGCAUUCAAAAAUGGUACGCAAAGUUUAUCAACAAAAUGUACUUAAAGUUCUCAAAAUGCAAAACAGCCCGUUUCAGAGUGUCAUGUUAUAAUUAUAUAUUUCAUAUUUUUCCAGUAAUGCAGUAUUUUACUGUCGCGGGUUGAGGAAGGGCCGAUUCUGACGACUUCAAAGUACUAUAAUAUAUAUUUAAAAACAGUCAUAUUUUAUUUAAUAAUACGUGUUUUGUAUGUAAAAUUUGAACUUACAAAGUAACCUAAGUUAUCAGCUAAAUGUAGUGGAGUAAAUAGAAUAAUAUUUCCCUCGGAAAUGUGUUGCAGUAGAAAUAUAAAGUAGCAUAAAAAGUACCUCCAGAUUGUGUUUGCGUACUUGAGUAAAUGUACUUAUUUAUUUUCUUACACUGUUUACAGUCCAUGUGGUCCUGUGGUGUCGAAUUAGAAACUGAAGAUAUAAAACACACAAAGCUGCUGAUUUAAUAUUCAACAUAAGAACUGUUCUCUCUUUAAAUUCUUUAGAGCUGCAACUUCCGGUCACUUUUAUUUAAACUAUUUACCAGUUAACUGAUUAAUCAUUUGGUUUGUAAAAUCAAAACUGAAACCAUCUCUAAAGAUCUCUUCCAGAGAAAAGUAGCAAACAUUUCGUAUGUUAAUGAUCUAAUCUAAUAAUAUUUUUGUCGACUGACAAAUUGUUUCAGCACUAAAUUGUUUGCCUUAUUUUUCCGCACUGGAUUUAAACAAUAUUUUGCACUCUCUGAGUUGAUGACGGAGAUAACGGUAGCAGAUUAAUUUAGACUGUUUAGUGUUUUUAAUUCAUUAAUUCUGCUCUAGUGGUUUAAUGCUGAAUAUUAUCUUAUCACGUGUUUAUCAUUAUUGUGGAUUAUUUAACAAAUUUGUUUUGUAGCAUGAGAAAAACAGCAAAUUUAAGGAAAUAAUUAUUAUUUUGCCUUCCUAUCCCUUUACAGAUCAAUGUAAAAUGUCUGUAUUUGUAUGUUUAUAGUACCAAACCAGUAGACUGAACAUCUACAGCAGCAAAAUAGCACUUUUAUAAACUUUAGAAAGGUAUUUGCUGGAGCUGAAUCAUUCCGAUGAGAGAUUAUUUGCAUCGACUGAUUUCACUGUGCCAGUUUUAAGAUCAGAUGGUGCCUGAGUAGCUUUAUUUUUGCACAGCAGGUGCAACUGUUGGUGAAUGAUUCUGGGGACAGAUGCUCAACCAGCAGUUUAUGUUUCAGAAAAUGUAUUCAGAUUGCUUCUGUCACUGUAAAUGUAAAAUCUGUUUCUUAAUUCUACAGAUGAUACUUUAUUUGAGAUCUGAAAAGAUCAGCAAAAGUAACGCUUUUGAUGACAUUUUUAGAUUGAAAAAGGAUAACAGUUUCUCGUAUUCAGCCCCAUUCCAACAGGAUUAAUAUCAUAUUUGAAUAUAAUUACGUUCAUUGUUCCUGAUGCCCAUUUAGCCACUGGAGAAAUACAGGAGGUGGCUCUGGUGUGGCAGAGAUGAUUAUAUAUAGUGAAUGUCAGAGGACCAUGGAUAGAGCCUUGGAGAACACCAACCUUAAAAAGACUGACUGAACUAAAAUAUUGUGAUGUAGCACAAGUAGAGAACUGAAAUUCUGUAAAAUAUGAGUGGCAGCACUGAACAUGAGAAAUGAGUUUAGGUAGCAAAUCUGGAUGUUGACAUGUGGAGUGGUACAUUGUAUAUUUAUGUAUUACAUCGUGUAUUAUUUAUGUUAAUAGUAAAUACCAGAGGACCAAAAAUAGAACCCUGUGGGACACCUUUACCAGUGGUUUUUUGAUUUGGAACCACAAAACAACUCCUGCUCGGGCUCAAACCUAAAGAUAGUCAUAAAACCAAUCAAUAGACCAUAAAUAGUCCUAAAAUGGAUCGUUUUUUGUCUGUAGCAAUGAGAAAUAGUGAAAUAUAUUCUGUCUGAACAGGGCUGCAGAGGGCGCUGCAGAUCAGAUCUGUAUUCCUGCCUAGAUUUUAGUUGUUAUUGUGCCGGGUCAGAAUGAACACACUUCCAUUUGUUCAGAUUUUAUGUUUUAAUCUUUUUAUUGGGGCCGAUUAAUUUCCCCCACCAUCUUCUUUUGCAAAGUUUCAGUUUUUGAAGGGAUCCUGAUAGACGCCUGAUUUAUGUUUACAUUUAAGUGGUGACCAAAAUAAUCAUAGAAAAUACAAUCAGAUGUUCAAAUGACUGUGAUCCUGUUUAGGUUGGAAUCAUGUGACCAAUUGCAACAACUUCAGAAUAAAAGACAUUCCAGUUUAAAUAUAAGCGCUAGCGAUGAGACACUUUUGUGAAUUUAACGAAACCUUCCCUGCUCGCUCUGCUCAGUGCGGACAAAUAACUGAACCAAUGUACUCAGCUGUGAUGAACCGUGUACACGACAGGUGAAGUGGCAUUAACCUGACAAAGCGUAAAUGUUGGAAUCUAAAAUAAAAUAAGAAUUAUUUAUCUAGUAUUUGAUGAUUAAGUCAUAUAUAUAUAUUGUGGUUAAUAGCAGGACAUUGAUUAGGAUGUAACAGGUCCUGUAUGUUUUCAAUGAUAAAUAGCAUGUGUCAGUAAGACCUUUAUAUCGUUUUUGCAUGACAGUUAAACAUGUAGUUACUUUAAUCUGAUUAUAAUGGUGGACUAACGGAAAUGGAUUCUGUAAAUAAUGUCACAUCAUGUUCAGUGCUAAAGAGGCGUCAAACCUCAAACUGUACAUGAUGAGGCAGCUGAUGUUUAUGUUGCAGUAGUUUUUUUGUAAUAUAUGGAAGCCCACUUCCACCAGGUCAAUAAUAAUAAUUUAAAAACAUCAAAAGGUUAUUAAAAAAGUGAUGUUCAGACAUCAAGAUUUUAAGCCAUAAAGGAGAAAAUGGAUUAAAACUUGUAAUAAUGAACAGAAAGUGUUCAUGGUAAGACACAAUCAUCAGGCUAAAUUCAGACAUUUAAAGUUACAAUGAUGAUAAAAGUCAUAUUUUGAAAUACUGAGUCAAAACUUUAAGAUAAAAAGUAAAAUGCAGACUCCAAAUUUUGAGAAAAUCAGUCAAUAUCUUGACUGAAGAAGUUGAAAUUAAAAAGAUAGUCAGCCAAACGUUUUACCUUGAUUUAGUAAAUAUUAUUUGGAUUUACUGAAUCAAACAUUUGAAUUAAUAUCUCAUACCUUACCUAAAUAAGAAAAUUGAAAUUUGUAUUUUUUAAAUACUUCUGUCUUUGUGAAUCUUAACUUUGGUUUACUGUGAAUAUUUUAUUAAUGUUUGUCUAAACAUUUACUCUAGUGAUUUUGCGGUGUAUCUGGGCUUCCGUAGUAUUAACUCCAUUUUGUUGUAGUCUUUUCUCGAUGUGUUGCUGUCCGGAGUUGUGUUUUUAUGUCAAUGAUGUGUCAAAACGUGAUUUUGCAUUUUAUUCUUGCAGUCCAAAAACACCUGUGACAUCCUGUAAAAUGUUGUAAAAUGUUAAUGAUAAUACAAAAACUGAGUUUUGGUUGCAGGUGUGGAAGCUGACUGAAUAAUUGUUAAGGAGCUGGUUGUUUUUGACACAAACUCUUCCUGAUGCUGCAUGCUAACGUCAGUCUGUACAAACUCUGUACUUAUCUAGCGUUCUUUUUUUUAUUAACACUUGGUAAUGGUUUGUACUGUACUGUACUGUACAUAGAAUAGUUCCAGAUUGAUUCUUAGUUGCUUCAAAGAAAGCUAUUUUUUCAUACAGCUGAUUAGACGGUAGUUCAGAGGUUCAGUCAAAUGUGCAAAAUAAUGUAGCAGUAGAUUUAGAGAAGGGGAUGGAUUGAUUAUUGGUUUACUGAUUAACCGCUGAUUCUUGACUUCUAUUUAAAAAGUAUUAAUGCAGCUGAUUGAGAACACAUGAUGUAAAAGUUGUUGGUUUUUUUUGUUUGUUUGUUUGUUUUUUAGUCCAGAUCACUUCAAAGUCUGAUGCAAAAAUAUUAAAUAAUUUGUGUGCCUUAACCUCGCACAGGAACACACAGCAAAUCAAAGAUGAAAGAGUUUUUCACGUUCACAGGUUUCUUUGCCCAUUUCUGACAUCGAAAUUUUAAUUCUUUUGUAUGCGAGAAGCAACAGACGCAAAAUGAUUGAACCUUCUGCGUGAUUUCAUCCUAAUAUUUGCAUGUAAAUUUGCACUUGGUGCAAAAAACUUUAAAAAACAUUUAACAAUACUGUCACGAAACCUCUCCUGAUGAAAAAUCCAUCUGUGACAGUAAAAUUUUGAAAUAAUCAAUGUGAAUAUUUAUUUAUUCAUCUUUCAGUCGAUCUGUGGAAUUCAAGAGCAACACAACCACAAGACUUUCUGCUGGUAUCGCACGAAUAUCUACCACUGAAAUUUGGAUUUGGGGUAUUUUUUAAAGACCACUAAUGGUUUCAGAACUUUCUGAAACUUUUCUUGAUGGAACUGUUAGGAGAAAUGUUUCCCCAACUUUGGAAAACGUUCCCAUGGUGUUCCAAACCACAAGUGUCUGUGAGGCUCUUCGAAAUCACCAUCAAUUUGAUCCAUCUCUAUUUGUUUGCUUGUUCUCUCUUCUCUUUUGAAGGAAAUUAAAAAUAAUAAAAUAAAAAGCAGA
Messenger RNA from Epinephelus fuscoguttatus (brown-marbled grouper), 6723 nucleotides. RefSeq names its product coiled-coil domain-containing protein 136-like. Gene Ontology annotation, biological process: single fertilization; acrosome assembly. NCBI's taxonomy places the organism in Eukaryota, Metazoa, Chordata, Actinopteri, Perciformes, Serranidae. The transcript is spliced from 10 exons. The record is from RefSeq and is a predicted model, not a curated record. Gene Ontology annotation, cellular component: acrosomal membrane. The coding region runs from base 376 to 1659 and encodes 427 amino acids.